Molecule: messenger RNA, 750 nt
Organism: Dioszegia hungarica
Lineage: Eukaryota; Fungi; Basidiomycota; Tremellomycetes; Tremellales; Bulleribasidiaceae
Product: putative 60s ribosomal protein l7
Exons: 5
Coding region: 1-750 (249 amino acids)
Biological process (GO): maturation of LSU-rRNA from tricistronic rRNA transcript (SSU-rRNA, 5.8S rRNA, LSU-rRNA)
Cellular component (GO): cytosolic large ribosomal subunit
Molecular function (GO): RNA binding; structural constituent of ribosome
Source: RefSeq, a predicted model, not a curated record
AUGGGCUCGACAUCGACCUUGGCGGCCGAGCAAAUCGCUGUCCCCGAGACGCUCCUGAAGAAGCGCAGGACGAACGAGGCUUCCCGCGAGGCCAAGCUCCAGGCCGCUGCCAAGGCGAAGACUGAGUCCAAGCAGAAGCGCAAGGUCAUCUUCAAGCGUGCCGACCAGUACGUCAAGGAGUACAUCUCGCAGGAGAAGGAGGAGGUCCGUCUGCAGCGUGAAGCACGCAAGACCGGCGACUUCUAUGUCCCCGCCCAGGCCAAGGUCUACUUUGUCGUCCGUCUGAAGGGUAUCUCCAAAAUCGCCCCUAAACCCAAAAAGAUCCUCCAGCUCCUCCGUCUCCUCCAAAUCAACAACGGUGUAUUCGUCCGCGUCACCAAGGCGACCACCCAGAUGCUGCACAUUGUCGAGCCUUACAUCACCUACGGCGAGGUCAACCUCAAGGCCGUCCGUGAACUCAUCUACAAGCGCGGUUACGCCAAGAUCGACGGCCAGCGUAUCCCCAUCACCGACAACGCCAUCAUUGAGAAGCAGCUCGGCAAGUACGGUAUCAUCUGCAUGGAGGACCUCGUCCACGAGAUUGUCACCUGCGGCCCCAACUUCAAGCAGGCCACCUCAUCCCUCUGGCCCUUCAAACUUUCCAACCCCAACGGCGGAUGGAGGCCCCGGAAGUUCAUUGGCUACGUCGAGGGCGGUGACACCGGAAACAGGGAGAAGCACAUGAGCAAGCUCGUCCACCAGAUGGUGUAG